GCGGCGCGGUAUUUGAAUCCUGGAGCCAGGCGACUACACGAAGAUUCCUAGAGCUGCGGGCUCGGAGUGUGGAACUAACGGCGCCGCGGAAGCUUGUGCCUACCCUCCCCGGUCCGCGUCCAACCCUGGGCCUGGCUGGCACUAUUGCCUGCCGCGUCCCUCAUGGCGCUGCUCCGACGCCCGACGGUGUCCAGCGAGUUGGAGAAUAUUGACACAGGAGUUAAUUCUAAAGCUAAGAGCCAUGUGACACUCCGGCGGGCAGUUUUAGAAGAAAUUGGAAAUCGAGUUACAAUCAGACCCACACAAGUAGCUAAGAAAGCUCAGAACAUCAAAGUACCAGUCCAGCCCACCAAAACAACAAAUGUCAACAAACAACUGAAACCUACUGCUUCUGUGAAACCAGUCCAGGUGAAAAUGUUGGCUCCAAAGGGUCCUUCUCCCACACCUGAGGAUAUCUCUAUGAAGGAAGAGAACCUCUGCCAAGCUUUCUCUGAUGCCUUACUCUGCAAAAUCGAGGACAUUGAUAUCGAAGAUUGGGAGAACCCUCAGCUCUGCAGCGACUACGUUAAGGAUAUCUAUCAGUAUCUAAGGCAGCUUGAGACUCUGCAGACCAUAAAUGCCCAUUUCUUAGAUGGAAGAGACAUAAACGGCCGUAUGCGUGCCAUCCUGGUGGAUUGGCUUGUGCAGGUCCAUUCCAAGUUUCGGCUGCUGCAGGAAACUCUGUACAUGUGCAUCGCCAUUAUGGAUCGGUUCUUACAGGUUCAGCCAGUCUCUCGUAAGAAGCUUCAACUGGUUGGGAUUACAGCUCUGCUCUUGGCUUCCAAAUAUGAGGAGAUGUUUUCUCCAAAUAUUGAAGACUUCGUUUACAUCACAGACAAUGCGUAUACCAGUUCCCAAAUCCGAGAAAUGGAAACUCUAAUUUUGAAAGAACUGAAAUUUGAGUUGGGACGACCUUUGCCACUACAUUUCUUAAGACGGGCAUCAAAAGCCGGGGAGGUUGAUGUUGAACAGCACACUUUAGCCAAAUAUUUGAUGGAGCUGACUCUCAUUGACUACGACAUGGUGCAUUAUCACCCUUCUAAGGUGGCAGCAGCUGCUUCCUGCCUGUCCCAGAAGGUUCUAGGCCAAGGAAAAUGGAACUUAAAGCAGCAGUAUUACACAGGAUACACAGAGAAUGAAAUACUGGAAGUCAUGCAGCACAUGGCCAAAAAUGUAGUGAAAGUGAAUGAAAACUUAAUGAAAUUCAUCGUAUGGUCUCAGCAAGACUUAGCACCUGGGAGCACAGUGUGUUUCAGUCCUGAGGAUGUUGUCUGAGCUCUGCUAAGCACUGGUCGCCACGCACUUUUAGUGCAGUUGUUGCUGCCAGUCCUGCUGAACUUGCUCUGUCCUAGCAGCACUUGAGUAUGAUAAACACUGCUCCCACUUCCAAGCCCUCCUUGGACCUGGAUGUCACCUGUGCUACCAGCUGGGCUGGACCCAUUAGUAGGCAUGGAAGGAAGUUGUCAGGCACAACAUAGGAGGACCUCAGAGCACUCGCUGGCUUCAGUCAUUCGGCAUCUCAGACUACCUGGAGAUUGUGGGUCUGGCCUUUCAGUACUUAUAAAUGAGACUAAGAACAAGGUAUAAGG
Rhinolophus ferrumequinum (greater horseshoe bat) is the source of this 1628-nucleotide messenger RNA. It is a transcript of the gene CCNB2, whose product is annotated as cyclin B2. The record is from RefSeq and is a predicted model, not a curated record. Gene Ontology annotation, cellular component: cyclin-dependent protein kinase holoenzyme complex; cytoplasm; nucleus. Bases 163 to 1314 code for a protein of 383 amino acids. Lineage: Eukaryota; Metazoa; Chordata; Mammalia; Chiroptera; Rhinolophidae. Gene Ontology annotation, molecular function: cyclin-dependent protein serine/threonine kinase regulator activity. The transcript is spliced from 9 exons. Gene Ontology annotation, biological process: regulation of cyclin-dependent protein serine/threonine kinase activity; mitotic cell cycle phase transition.